This is a messenger RNA of Monoraphidium neglectum, 2379 nucleotides long. RefSeq lists its product as hypothetical. NCBI's taxonomy places the organism in Eukaryota, Viridiplantae, Chlorophyta, Chlorophyceae, Sphaeropleales, Selenastraceae. The transcript is spliced from 6 exons. The coding region runs from base 1 to 2379 and encodes 792 amino acids. The record is from RefSeq and is a predicted model, not a curated record.
AUGUCAGCCGGUCUGGGCCCCGAGGGGGCCCUCUCGCCGGUCAAAGUAGCUCAGUACGAUACGGGGCAGGUGCAGCCCAAGCAGCAGCGACAGCAGCAUGCCGAUCCCCAGCAGCAGCAGCAGCAGCAGCGGCAGCAGCAGCAGCAGCCGCAGGAGGAGGAGCGGCACACGCUGCCGCCGCUGUCGGCCACGCGCGCAUCGCCGCCGGAGCCGUCUCAGCCGCGCCCGAGCAGCAGCAGCGGCGUCAGCAGCAGCAGUGCGGCCGCGGCGUGCUCGCCGCCGCGCAGCCCCCGAAGUGCCGCCACUGCGCCGCCGCAGCCACGCCACGCGCCCAAGCCCGCGUCUGGGCUGCAGCAGCGGGCGGCGGACCUGACCACCGCGAUCUCGGACCCCAAUGACAUUGUCAAGAGCGGCUAUGCAGAUGCCCUAGAGGUCGCCGCGGCCGCCGAGAAGCUGCAGGCGCUGCCGCCCAAGACGCUGGCCACCGCCAGCUCGCUGCUGUCCGACCUGCCCGCCACGCUGCUGCCCGUCGUCAUUGCAAAGUCGACCGCGCGGCGCGGCAAGGGCGGGCGCCAGCCCGCGGCGGACCCGCGGCUCGACCCCAACAUGGACCCCAAGAGGGCCAAUCGCAUCCUGGCAAACCGCCAGAGCGCCGCGCGCAGCAAGCUGAAGCAGAAGCUGCUGUCAGAGGGCCUCAAGGCGCGCCAGCAGGUGCUCGCCGCGCAGCAGCGGUCAGCCGCCAGCGAGGCGCGCCAGCAGCGCAAGCAGCAGGCGGCGGCGGCGGCCGGCGAGGUGCGGCCUGCCAAGAAGCCGCGCACGUCGCGGGCCCCGCGCCAGCCGAAGCCAUCUGCUGAGCAGCCGAAGCCGGCCGGCGCUGCUGCCGCCCCGAGCGCCCCCGCGAGCGCGCCGGCAGCCGCCGCGGCUGCGCCCUCCGCCGGCGCCGGCUGCAGCGUCAACCCGGCGGCGGCGGCGCGCCGCCAUCAACAGCACCAGCACAGCGAAGGCGCGGCUCAGCACGCGCAGAAUGCGGAGGCGCCCAUCACUGCAGCGGCGGCAGCGGCGGCGUUCGCGGCCGCGGCGAAGCGGGAGCCCCUGUUUUCCUCGGACCUGCCCCCGGCCCCAGCGGCGCCUGCGGUGCGAUACUCGGGGGCCUCCGCUUCCAACGCCGCGGCCGCAGCUGCGGCCGCUCCGGCGCCGGCGACGCAGCAGCCGCCUCAGCAGCGGUCGUAUGGGGGGCCGUGCGGCAGCAGUGACGGCUCCAACGGUGGCCCCGCCGCGACUCGCGUGGCCCACCAACACCACCAACACUCGCAGCCGCAGCAGCCGCAGCCGCAGCCGCACCUGCAGCAUCAGCAGCAUGCGUGCGCACAGGUACUCCCAAAUGCUAGCGCCGCCGCGGCAUCCGCGGCCGCGGCCGCAGCGGCGGCCUUCUGGCCCAAUGUGGCUGCGGCGGCCGCGCAGUUUGGCGCGUCGGGGGCCGCGCUGCCUGGUGGCGGCUCGUACUUUGAGGCAUCCUCAUUUGAGGCGGGGUUUUUUCAGCAGCUGCAUGCUCUGCACCAGCAGUACAUGCAGCAGCAAAUUGCGGCUGGCCUGGGUGCGCCCCACCAGCUGAUGCCGCCGCCGCCCCAGCCGCUGCCGCAGCAGAGCGGCACGCAGCAGCCGAGCGCCACGCUGCAGCAGCAGCUGUCCCUGCAGCAGCAGCGCCCGCCCGCCGCCGCCGGCACCACGCGGCAGCCGGGCGGGCCGGCCGCCGUCGGUGCGGCGCCGUUGCCCGCGGGCGGCAGUGCGGCGCCGGUGUGGGCGGCAGCGCUGGCGGCGAGCGGGCAGCCGCUGUGGCGCGACCCGAGCAUGGGCAGCCGCACGUCCCUUUCCGCCUCGACCUCUGUGCUGCAGCCGCUGCCGGUCGACCCGCAGCGCCACCUGGCGCUCUGCCCCAACAACCAGCCGCAGCCUCAGCAGCAGCAGCAGCCUCAGCAGCAGCAGCAGCCUCAGCAGCAGCAGCAGCCUCAGCAGCAGCAGCAGGCGGUGGCCCCCCCACACGCACCACAGGCUCAGCAGCAGCAGCAGCAGCAGCCCUCCGACUGGGCGUGGCCCGCGAAUGAUCGGCCGCCCUCUGACGGCCGCGGCGUUGGCGACUCCAAUGGGGAGGAGGAAGACGACGGGCAGCGCCUCGAGCUGCCCCCAAACGACUUUGGGUCGUUCGGCGCCGGCGGGUUCGACAGCUGCGGCGGCAUGAUGCGCCUCGCCGGCGGCAGCAGCGGCGGCGGCGGCGGCGGCGCGUGCGGCGGCGAGGAGGGGGAAGACGGGGACGGGCUGUGGGCGUCCGGCCGCGCGUGCGACGACGCGUUGAUGGCCGAGGCGGACGGGAUGUUCUGCUGA